Notolabrus celidotus (New Zealand spotty) is the source of this 1611-nucleotide messenger RNA. It is a transcript of the gene plekhf1, whose product is annotated as pleckstrin homology domain containing, family F (with FYVE domain) member 1. NCBI's taxonomy places the organism in Eukaryota, Metazoa, Chordata, Actinopteri, Labriformes, Labridae. Gene Ontology annotation, molecular function: phosphatidylinositol binding; metal ion binding. The record is from RefSeq and is a predicted model, not a curated record.
AAGUCCUGCCUACCCUGAGGUAGACUCACAGGUACACUUAGUCAAUGGAGGGAAUUACUGCUCUAAAAAUUAUGCUUUCUGCAAACAUUUCCUCCUUACACUUCAUUUCAUCACCCUGAUUUCAAACUUGGCACCAUCACCUUCAUUUGUGAAAGUAUUGUACAUCUUAAAGCAGAACUGGCUUUGGAAAGCCCCGCUGCAUUUGCGUCAUCAAGAACUGAACAAUAAAUCCUCCUGCCCAGCUGCUUGUAGUAGUAUCAGAGUCAUCACAAACACAUGACAUCUCCUCCCACAUGCAAAGGUGUGGAGCUAUCAGCCAAAGACUCAGACUGCAGCACUGAAAACAGCACACUGCUGACUAGUGAGCUUGAAACAAGGAGACCAUGGCAGACCAGUCGAUGUUAACUGAGGAGAACCAGGAGCGGAUCCAUGCUGUUGAGAGCUCAUUUGGUCCAUUGGGUAGACCCCUGUCACAGCCAGGUCGGAUUCUGAUUGGAGAGGGCCGAUUGAUGAAGCAGAGCCGCCGGGGGCCACAGCCUAAAGUCUUCUUUCUCUUCAAUGACGUGUUGGUGUAUGGCAGUAUCAUUCUUAAUGGACACUGGCACAAGAAACAGCAGAUCAUCCCUCUAGAGGACAUCCAACUAGAAGACUUGAAGGACGGUGGGAGAAUAAGGAACCAAUGGUUAAUCCGCACCCCACGAAAGUCCUUCUACGUGUCUGCCUCCUCAUAUGAGGAGAAGCGAGCCUGGAUGGACCACAUGGAGGAAUGCAUAUCCAGAUUGCAGGACAGCUGUGGUCGAAGGCCUGGGUCUGCCUUUGCUGUAACCUGGAUCCCUGACCAGGCCUCUAGCAUCUGCAUGCGCUGCUCUGACAAGUUCUCCUUGACCCAGCGUCGACACCACUGCAGAAAAUGUGGCUUUGUUGUGUGUGGUGCAUGCUCCAAAAAUCGAGCUAUGAUUAGAAAUAUUCACCCGACUAAGUGCGUGAGGGUCUGCAACAUGUGUCACUUGAGUCUUCAUAGGACUGAGGCAAAGAAUCAAGAGAUGUGUCAUAUGAGAGGGAAGAUGGGAUCUGAUGAAGAUGAUAUGGGGGAUUACAGCGAAGAAGAAGAGGCGUAUGAGCAGAUGGAGGACCAUGACCUCAGCAGGUAUUCCCAGAUGGACUCCUGGUCCCCCUUUGUCUACCUGAAACCAGAGCAUGUGAGGCUAUGAGUGCUGCAGUGGCUCAUAAACCAUUCAGGGUCUGACUUUGGGAUGUUCUUUAACAGACUGAAGUUAUCCUCAGCCAGUCAUAAGCACAAAUGCUGAUAAUGUAUAUAGUUAAAAGUGUAUAUACUUUAUUUAUUGAUUUUAUUUAAUGAUAUUAAGUCAAACACUGUUGUGACAUUGUCUCUUGAGCACUAGCAUCUGGCCUCAGUUUGCCUAACUACAUUUUUAUUUAAGUCUGGUUUUGAUCACGUGAAUACUUCUCUGUUUUAAAUGAAACAUUUGAACCCCACAUAUGUCUCACAUUUGUAUUUCUUGAUUGAAUGGUUGUUCAACGUCUUGAAAAAAUGAACUGAAAACACGGAAACAUCUCAAUUUACAUGUACAUCAUGAACAAUGAAAGAUA